UUUCUAUAAACGCUUCGUUUGUCGAAACGUCAUCAUUUUUUUUUUAAAUGCGGACAGUGGUGACGAUGGUAUUCGCUUUAUCUUUUCAAUGAAGUGGGUACAAAUUUUUGAGUGCUUGCUACUUUAGUGAUCCGUUCGACCUAGUAAUUACAUCAGCACAACAGAUUUUACGAAAUGGCUCAAGUACACCAAUACAAAGUGACCAUGACCUGCGAAGGUUGUUCCGGGGCUGUGCAACGAGUCCUGGAAAAGCACAAAGAUAGGAUCGAAAAUUUUGACAUCAGUCUCAAGGAUCAGCAGGUUAAAGUGAAGACAAACCUUUCAGCUGAAGAUGUCUUGGAACUUAUUAAAAAGACAGGAAAAGCUGUGGAGUAUGUUUCUUCAUCUUAAAAUAAUAAAAAUAUUUUUUAUAUUACAAAAUUAAGCAACUAAAUAUAUAUUAUUGGAUUUUUUAUGUAGGUUUUUGUAUUUUUAUUUAUUCAGUGUGAUACUGUAGGUGCUGUAAUUUCUAAUUUAUUGACUAAUCUAUGAUUUUAAAUAAAGAGUAAGCUGCACAGUG
Molecule: messenger RNA, 559 nt
Organism: Cylas formicarius (sweet potato weevil)
Lineage: Eukaryota; Metazoa; Arthropoda; Insecta; Coleoptera; Brentidae
Gene: Atox1
Exons: 3
Coding region: 175-390 (71 amino acids)
Biological process (GO): copper ion transport
Cellular component (GO): cytosol
Molecular function (GO): metal ion binding; copper chaperone activity
Source: RefSeq, a predicted model, not a curated record